CAAAGGCAUGUGCAGGGUAGUACAGUUCUAAAGCAGUAUAGUUAUUUGAGAGGAGAUGGUGUGGACAAUUUAAGGAGAUGUCCUUACCAUUUCAGACCGGCCAGCUUUACUCGAGGAUACCCGUCAUUUGAGUGAUGAAACAAUGUGCUUGACAAAGGCUGACACCAGUGCAGUGCACGCUGUCCUUAAAUUCACACCCGGGAAUUCACAGAAGCAACAACGAAAAAUUUCCAAUAUGUGGAGGAGGUGACAUUUAAAAGCAGCAACAGAACCUGAGCUUUGACGCAAUUUCCUAUUUUUAAUGGACAUAGUGUGAUGCUGAGCAUUUCUCUUCUGACAAGCUGAAACAGCCAACUGUCAAACCGUUUUCUGAGGAUGGGACAUCUUUAUAACCAGCUGGAUCAGUCAGGAAUAAUUUCAGUGUUUUCAAUAGGAUGGAACAUCUUUAUAACCAGCUGGAUCAGUCAGGAAUAAUUUCAGUGUUUUCAAUAGGACGGGGCAUCUUUACAACCAGCUGGAUCAGUCAGGAAUAAUUUCAGUGUUUUCAAUAGGACGGGGCAUCUUUACAACCAGCUGGAUCAGUCAGGAAUAAUUUCAGUGUUUUCAAUAGGACGGGGCAUCUUUACAGCCAGCUGGAUCAGUCAGGAAUAUUUUCAGUAGACCUAUGAAUAACGACUAGACUUUCUCCCUCGUAUGUUGAAAGCUACUAAAAUGGGUGGACCAGUGUUGACAGCCAUCUGUCAUAAAUUCAGUAAAGUGGUGCAGAAACUGACCACACACUUCACAAAUCGAUUCUGCCAAAUUUGGCACCACCAGAGUUUUGGUAUCAUCUUGAAGGUGUAUGUCGUUACAUUUUUCCUAGUCCUCCCAAUACUGUGUUACAAACUGCCAUAUUCUAUUUAUUUCAUGGAAAGUUUUGUGCCAAGUGUUGAGGAAAUGACACAGCAAGAAUUGAGAGAAAAUCAGCGGUUGACUAACGAGGCUUGGGAUUACGUACAUCUUAACGGGAUUGGAAAAGACUAUCAGAAAAUUCUGGACACAAUAGGGUCGAGAAACCGAAAGAUUAAGGGUCCACAAAACGCAACCGUUCUGAUCACAGUGAUAUCCAUCAACAGAAAAGAGGUGAAAGGAUAUUUGACGAGGACUAUAGCAAAAUUACACAGACUUAUAAAAAUAUUCCAUAAGAAUUCUGGUCUCAGGAAUUAUUUUGCAUUUGCUUUAUGUAAUGCCGACACUUGGCCUAUCGACAAUCGAGAACUGUACAGAGUUGCUUCUACUCUCAAUCUUCCGAUAUUUGAAAGAUUUGCCAGCCCGGUGCGACAAAUUAACGACAACUUGUUUAACGUCUUUGGCAAAGAGAAAGAUGACUACGCAUACUGUCUUCAGGAGUCGCUAAAUCACAACCCCGAAUUUGUCCUUUUGCUAGAGGACGAUGCUUUACCAACAGAAAAUGCACUCUCUGUAAUCCACAGGAUAACCUCGUACUCAUUUCAACAUUACAGCAAAUAUGAACAAGAUCGAAUAGCCUACUUUAAACUCUUCCACCCCAGUCGUCUUCUACGGUAUUACAGUACAGAUGCCGACAGGAUACCAAAACUCUUAGCGCUAGGUGCCAUCUUUGGUACAAUAACAUUCUGGAUCUAUUUAAAAUUCUGGAAGCCAAGGAAACAUACCCAAUUUCUUUGGAUUGUGAUCAUUUUCUAUUUUGUCCUGUUAUUUUUCUGCAUCGGACACCCAUAUGUUUUACGACUCCACAACCUAUCGGUCACCUUUUAUCAGAUUGUUCCCGCGCCUUUUUGCUGCACACCAGCGAUGCUGUACCCGUCCCACAGUGGCAAACUCAUGGCCGAUUACCUUCGGGACACACCCUGGAAGGCGCACCCUAAAGACAAGAUCAUAGACAUGUAUUUGAGGGAAACUGGUUCAAAGGGUUGGAUGGUUUUACCAAAUCUGUUUGACCAUAUUGGUCUUUACUCCACCCUCGGUAAAAACUUUUUGAAUCCCUACUUCUCAAAUUAGUAAAAGUGUUCAAUGAAAAGUUCAAAAUGAUCACAAUAAACAAACCGAUCUAUCAUAUGA
This is a messenger RNA of Lineus longissimus, 2079 nucleotides long. Its product is annotated as post-GPI attachment to proteins factor 4-like. The record is from RefSeq and is a predicted model, not a curated record. Gene Ontology annotation, molecular function: glycosyltransferase activity. Gene Ontology annotation, cellular component: Golgi membrane. Gene Ontology annotation, biological process: GPI anchor biosynthetic process. Bases 694 to 2019 code for a protein of 441 amino acids. The transcript has a single exon. NCBI's taxonomy places the organism in Eukaryota, Metazoa, Nemertea, Pilidiophora, Heteronemertea, Lineidae.